CCGCGCGCCCCCGCCCCGCGCGCCCCCGCGGCCGCCGGAGCUCCCCUCCCGAGCCCUGAGCGCUGGCGCUGCCGGGCCUGCGCCGCCGUCCCAGCGCUCCCGCCCCCGGAGGAGGCGAGGCCCGGCGUCAACCGACUCGCCGGAGCGGCCCGGGAGGCGCGAAGGCGCCGGGCGGAGCAGCCUCGGGAGGGAGAGGAUGCCUCGACUCCCCGGCCGCGCGGCGCUCCCCCUCUGCGUGGUGCUGCUGACCGCGCUGCUGGCCGCGGUGCGAGCGCUCCCCCUGCGGAAGCCGCGGGGCCCCGGCUGGAGCCACGUGAGGCUGGCGGAGCUCUCGGCCUCCCCAGACCCCAGCUCUCCUAGAGAAGAAGAGGAGCCCCCUCUGCUCUCCAGAGCCCGCCUCCAGGCAGGGCUGCGCCGACACAGGCGCUGGGCUCUCACUGAGCCAGCAGCCCUGACCCUGGACAAGACCUCCUUGCCCGGGACCCUGGAGGACGCUCCCUUGCUGCUGGAGCUGCAGAAGCUGCCGGGAUUGGCCAACACAGAUUUGAGUGCCCCAAACCCCAAUAUCCAGGUGACCAUCGAAGUGGUGGAGGACCCCCAGGCUGAGGUGGAGAUGGACCUGCUGGCUGAGCCUAACAAUCGCUGGUCCCAGGGGGCCCCCAGCUGGCUGCCGGCCAAGGAACUCUUCUGGCCCCUAUUCUGGGGCUACCUGGAGGGCGAGGAAGGGAGGCCCAGUCUCAAGGGCAGAGCCGCAGGGGAAGAGGAGGAUUACCCUCCAGAGUACCGUGAGAGUGAGGACCAAGAGGACCACGACGAGGAAGACGACGAUGACCAAGAGCAUGGGUUCAGUGGGGGCGCAGGAGGCUGGGAGCGGGGCUGGCUGUCCCCCGGGGACCGGGCCUUCAAGGAGCCUGAUAGCUCCGGGGUGUCCUGGCCCGGGCCGUAUCCUCCCAAGGAAGGGGUGCCUUCUGCUAAUUCGCACCAAGGCACCCCGUGGGCUCUGCUUCCUCACCCCUGGCUCCCUGCCUUGACGCAGACUCAGCUUCAAGAGGAAUGGAGCCGCUGGUCUCCCUGCAGUGGGAGCUGCGGCAGCGGCAGCCAGCAGAGGACUCGGCCCUGUGGCUACACCUGCACUGCCACUGAGUCCCGUGCCUGCGACCUGCCCCCCUGUCCUGGCGCUGAGGACAAGGACUCCUUGGGCUUCCCCAGUGAGGGGUGGCGGCCCCUGGCCCACAAUUCUACGGACUUGCUCAGCCCAGAUGUGGACAGCUGUGAGAAGUGGCUGAACUGCAAGAGUGACUUCCUAGCCAAGUACCUGAGCCAGGUGAUGCGGGACCUGCCCAGCUGCCCGUGUGCGUACCCGCUGGAGGCCGUGUCCAGCGCUGUGAGCCUGCAGGACGAGCACCAGGGCCGCAGCUUCCGGUGGAGGGACGCCAGCGGCCCACGUGAGCGCCUGGACGUGUACCAGCCCACGGCCCGCUUCUGCCUGCGCUCUCUGCUGUCCGGGGAGAGCAGCACACUGGCCGCCCAGCACUGCUGCUACGACGCGGGCAGCCGGCUGCUGACCCGAGGCAAGGGCGCCGGCGCGCCCGACCUCGUCAGCACCGACUUCUCGCCCGAGCUGCACUUCAAGGUGGACACGCUGCCCUGGAUCCUGUGUAAGGGGGACUGGAGCCGCUACCACGCUGUGCGGCCCCCGAACAAUGGCCGGGCCUGCACGGACAACCCCCCCGAGGAGGAAUACCUGGCGCAGUUGCAGGAGGCCAAGGAGUUCUAAUGAGGGCUGCUGUGCUGGAGAACUUUCCUCACGGGCCGCUCACCCUGCCUGGCCCAGACCUGGUGAGGCCAGUCUGGUGCCUCGAGCCCUCUGCCUUUGAACCUGAGGCGGGGAGGUCAGCACCCCAGGUAUCGGUGUGGGGUUGGGGAAAAGGUUGAAGAGUGUAUAAGGCCCAGGGUGAGAGGAGGGAGCUCAGCUCCCAAGGCCCCCGGGGCUGCCCCGAGAUGCGUAUCUGUGGCGGCCUUACCUCUUGCCCACUGGGAGGCGCUGUCGCAGCCUGGACACCCAUUGUCCUCCCUCUCCCUCUGUGCUCAGGUGUGUGCCCGGCUCUCCACACACCCUGAUUCCCGGGACCUGCAGUGAGUCACUUAGAGCCCCAGCCGUGAGGGCCAGUCUCGUCAUCCCAGCCCGCGGGCCAGCAGCCAACCAGCCCUGGGCCAGCAGCCCUCCUCAGCGCUGAGCGGUCGCACGUGGCCCACUUGCCCACCCCCGCUGGGAGGGUUAACCUCAGCCCUGAGCAGCCUUUCGUUGGACACCACUUCAGUCUAGGGCUGAAGGCCAUCAGUGGGACCGUAAGUGGAUAGACAGGCCGUGGCAGCCAAGACAAGGCAGGAUCCAGGUGCGGAACAGAUCAAUGAAUGCUGGUCCCUUUCUUUGUCCAGCUCACCUCUGUUCUGUCCAGGUUGUAGGAAUGUGUGGGGCUGGGAGAUCACAGCGCCCUGAAUGAGCACAGCGGCCAGGCCUGGGGUGGGUUCAGAACCAGCCCAGAAGGAUGGGUCAUGUGCAGGGUGAGCUGGUAAAUCAGCUCUCCUGGGGGGUGGCAGGGGGACAGCCUCAAUUUGUAGCAUUUGGGCAAUUUCUGUGGUGUAAACGUUCCCACUGUGGCCCACUUCAGGCUCCCAAGGUGAUGUCGCUGAACACACUGAGCUCAGAGUUGGGAAGAGAUGCAUAUGAUCAGCUCUCCCAGCACACCUCGUGCCUCUUCCCUGCCUCCCCUCACCCCCCAUCUCCCCCUUCCCUCUGCAACCACACUUUCUUGCCUUCUGUGGGGUUGAAAUGCUGAUAUCCCAACUGUCUCUGUUCAUAAAAGCCUCCAAAAGUAGGGAACUUCAGUCCUAGCCCCUAGGCAGCUGCCCUGAAACUCUCUGGGAACCUCAGCGAUAAAGCACUUUAUUUUCAAAUUCUGUCUGAUGAAGAAUUUGGAGCCCCAGCAGAGCAGAGGGGUGUAGGGAGCCCUUGCUUACAGUCCAAGCCAAGCUCCCCUGGACUGCGUUUGUGAUUACCUAACCCUGCUGGGCAGCAGAGCUCCGGGGUGCAGAGUUUAGUUUAGAUUAAACAUCAGUUAGGUAAUCUUUACUUGGUUAUCUUUACUCAAACUCGUAAAGGGUUACCUAGGAGGCAGGGAAGAGCUAGCAGGACCUUAGGGGCACAUUCACUCCAAGUCCUUUGGUCAGAUAGAUCAAUUGCAUUUACACCAGAGGAAGUGACCCCACUUCCCCAAGCAACUUGCUGCAAGGGGAUCCAAUGCAGAGUUGUCCCAAGAGCUACACCUAUGAGAGAGCCCUACCUUAGUUGGUACCCUUACCACACACUCCACUGUCACUUCUGGCAUUUGGGGAAGUCACAUCAGGAAGCAGAAUGAGACAAGGUGUGUUCAGAGCCACUACCUGGAGAAACUCAGAAAGCCAGAUAUUUCCAAUUACAUCACACCUAGAGGGAGGUUUAUUAGUCUGGUCCGGGAUCACCGUCUAACAGCACUCUGGUGCAACUAGAAUAUUACAGGGUCAGAGAGGCCAGGAUCUCGGGUCACUAGGUGGUAGCCAAGUUCCCUUCCCUGUCUCUUGUCUGGGGAAUUCAAUACAAUUAGCACAGGAAUGUUUCAAUUAUGUUUUAGCUGAAACUUAAAAAAAAUAAAUAACAAGAUAGAGAUAUCCCAGAGUCUGUUUUCACAGGAAACGGCUAAUUCCCCUCCUUUCUAAUAUAAUUUACCUUGACACUUAAACACACUGUCUAAAUUUAAUCUAUACCUAAUGCUUUGUCUAUUACCCAGACUGAACUUAACCAGCCCCAUUUUUAAUCCAAGUGACAUGCUAAAUUGCUACCACGUCAGGCCACAGGUGAGAGAAACUAAAGAAAAGGGGGCUGAAAAGGAGCCUUGAAGGGGCUGGGGCGUUGAUCAGCUAUAAAAUGGUGUUUAUUCAAACUGUACAAAGGAGAAAGAGAUGCUGUGCAGGUGGCUGCCAGCUUAGGGAACACCUGUGUGUGAGCAGAAAGAAUCACAGAGGGGUCACUGACCCUGUUAAAGGGAGGAUUUCAGGAGCCGCUGAUAUCAGAGCCAGGAGAGGCCCAUGAAAUCAGAGAGGACCCUCCCCCGCUCUGGUCCAGUGUAGGCCAUCCUGGCUCACCUGGCUGUUCUUCCCAUCCCGGAUACCAGGAGCCAUCCGUGGCUACGCAUCCAGCACGAACACCACAGCUGUUUCUAACUUAGCUGCCCCAGGCACCUGGAUGUUUGUUUUUGCCCCAUUUUUCCUCCUCUGGGUUACCUCGUAAAAGGUUCUAGGCUAGGCAAGACUGGUCAUGUUGAGAGCUUCCCCGGUGGUGCAGUGGUUAAGAAUCCGCCUGCCAAUGCAGGGGACAUGGGUUCAAGCCCUGGUCCGGGAAGAUCCCACAUGCCGUGGAGCAGC
Delphinapterus leucas (beluga whale) is the source of this 4461-nucleotide messenger RNA. Lineage: Eukaryota; Metazoa; Chordata; Mammalia; Artiodactyla; Monodontidae. The record is from RefSeq and is a predicted model, not a curated record.